Messenger RNA from Setaria italica (foxtail millet), 3696 nucleotides. Its product is annotated as vacuolar-sorting receptor 1. Gene Ontology annotation, molecular function: calcium ion binding. Lineage: Eukaryota; Viridiplantae; Streptophyta; Magnoliopsida; Poales; Poaceae. The transcript has 12 exons. The coding region runs from base 1389 to 3311 and encodes 640 amino acids. The record is from RefSeq and is a predicted model, not a curated record.
GCUGCAACUUUGAUACACCACUUUUGUCCGGGAUGAUUUCUGAGUGAAGAGAACUUGGAUAACUCAGCAAAUAAUAUGAGACCCCUCAUGUUUUCCUCGUUUGAUUUUGUUCAGAUGUAGGCUUUCCUCUUGCAUGUAAUCCUCACGAGGGGAGUGAUAAUUUGACCUAAUUUUUCAUCACAGAGAAAUUGCUUUGGUCCAACUGUGUUAUAUGGUCUUUGUGUUUCAAAAAUAUUGGUCCAAGGUGCAUGCUGUCAAACUCGUAUCCUCAUUAGUGUAGUUUGUACGGGCACGGCGUCCGUGUAAAUUGAUCCACCAAUAUCUAGCUGAUUGAUAUUGGAUUAUGAUGUCAUUUUCUCAUCACUAUCGUCCUAGGAUCUUGUCACAUAAUGCAAGGAUAGCAACUUAUCUUGCUUUCCGUUUUCAUGUCAUUGUCGGCGUUCAUUAACGUGUGUAUGAUUGGUGACUGGUGCAGCCACUGUGAUGCGCUGUGCCUGGGUUUUAUUCGUUUUGAAGGAAUGUUGUUAAAACUGAGGGUGAGUUAUUGUGGAUUUGUACUUCGGUAAGUUAAUGUGGAUUUGUCUAGGGAGAAACACUUUAGUACCUUAGUGGUAGAUUUUACCAACAAAUUUUAAUAGAAGAUUUGCCUCCGUAUGUAGGAAUGCAAGCGGGUUUGUACAUAUCCCGCAGCGGAAAUGGCACCUGGGGGCGCUCGAUGCUGACGGUUGUGGAUGCCGCCCUGCAGAAAUUGAUGACACUUGGGGGACGCUCUGUGCUUGACUGCUGAGGUUUGUUAAUGUCGAUUGGCCUGCCUGCGCUGGCCAAGAACAAGAAGACCCCUCCCGUUCGCGGCGGGCAGUUGACCCCGAGGAGAGCGCGGGCGCGCGAAUCUCCAAGCGGCGGAACGUAAAAGGUGCCCGGUCCCCGAAACCCCACGCCUGCACUGCACUGCAUGACCUCCACUCCACCCUCACCGCCUUUCCUCGCCACCGUCACCGUCUCGCCGCUACGCUUCCUUCCACGAAUAUGCCUGCGGCUGCGGGUCUGCAGUCUGCAGCUGCCGUGGAAGCGCUCCACGUCUCCCUCUCCGCCUUAGAUCGCCACUGCUAGCUCGAUCCCUCGGCCUGGUCCAGUCAACAUCAAAGCCCUUGGUGCACGGGGCAGGUUCCUUCGCUGUUGCGCCCGGCUCCCGCAAAAGCCUCGCCUCGCCUUUUCUUGUCCUGAAGCCACCCAAACCGCAAGGAAAGGGUGCUGGUGCUCCGAUCCUCAUCGUCUCCAUCGCAGCUCCCUCCCAGAACCCAUUAUUCCAUCGUACAUCUCUCUUGUUCAUCUCGACUUCUUGCUCUCGAUCCGGAAGGAUUAUUGAUCGAUCGGCCGGCCGGAAAGCAAUGUCCGUGUCGAUGGGGACGAGGCUGCGGCCGCCGGCGUGGUGGUGCCGCGCGCUGCUGGCGCUGGCGAUCGCGGCGGGCCUGAUGGCGGUGGACCCGGCGGCGGCGCGCUUCGUCGUGGAGAAGAACAGCCUGCGGGUCACCUCCCCCGCCGCGCUCCGGGGCGUCUACGAGUGCGCCAUCGGCAACUUCGGCAUGCCGCAGUACGGGGGCACCAUGCACGGCGUCGUCGUCUACCCCAAGGCCAACGGCAAGGCCUGCAAGCCCUUCGCAGACUUCGGCCUCUCCUUCAAGCCCAAGCCCGGCGGCCUACCCGUCUUCCUGCUCGUCGAUCGCGGAGACUGCUACUUUACAACCAAGGGAUGGAAUGCACAAAAUUCUGGAGCUGCAGCAGUUCUUGUUGCAGAUGACAAAGUAGAGCCUUUGAUCACAAUGGACUCUCCAGAAUCUAGUGGUACAGAGCACAUGGAGAACAUCACUAUUCCUUCAGCACUUGUGACAAAGAGAUUUGGUGAUGACCUCAGGAAAGCUCUGCAAAAUGGAGAUAUGGUUAAUGUCCUUCUGGACUGGAGGGAAUCCCUGCCCCAUCCUGAUGAGCGUGUGGAGUAUGAACUCUGGACAAACAGCAAUGAUGAAUGCGGUGCUAAAUGUGACAUGCAAAUGAACUUCGUGAGGAGCUUCAGAGGAAUAGCACAAGCCCUUGAGAAAAGGGGCUACACCCAGUUCACUCCUCACUAUAUUACAUGGUAUUGUCCAGAAGCUUUUGUCCUGAGCAAACAGUGCAAAUCGCAAUGUAUCAAUCAUGGGAGAUACUGCGCACCAGAUCCAGAGCAGGAUUUCAGCAUUGGAUAUGACGGCAAAGAUGUUGUGCUUCAGAACCUGAUUCAAAUUUGUGUGUUCAAAGUUGCCAAUGAAAGUCGCAAGCCCUGGAUGUGGUGGGAUUAUGUGCACGACUUUGCUGUUAGGUGCCCAAUGAAGGAGAAGAAAUACACACGUGAAUGUGCUAACGGUGUUAUCAAAUCACUUGGAUUGGAAAUUGAGAAAAUCAACAAGUGCAUUGGAGAUCCUGAAGCCGAUAAAGAAAAUUCAGUCCUUAAAGCAGAACAGGAUGCUCAAAUUGGUCAUGGUUCUCGUGGCGAUGUCACUAUACUGCCUACUCUUGUCGUCAAUAGCAGACAAUACAGAGGUAAACUGGAAAAAAGUUCUGUGCUAAAAGCAGUAUGCUCGGGAUUUGAGGAGACAACUGAACCUGAUAUCUGCUUGCGCGAAGAUAUUGAGACAAAUGAAUGUUUGGAGCACAAUGGAGGUUGCUGGUUAGACAAGGCUACCAAUGUUUCUGCGUGCAAGGAUACGUUCCGCGGUCGUGUUUGUGAAUGCCCUAGUGUCAAUGGCGUAAAGUUUGUUGGUGAUGGGUACACACACUGUGAAGCUUCUGGCCUCGGUAGGUGCCAAAUCAACAAUGGGGGCUGCUGGAAGGAGACUAGGAAUGGGAAGACUGUCUCAGCCUGCUCAAAUGAAGAAGCUAAAGGCUGCAAAUGCCCAACAGGUUUCAAGGGUGAUGGAGUGAACAGUUGCGAAGAUGUCGACGAAUGCAAAGAGAACCUUUACUGCAAGUGCAAAAAUUGCGCCUGUGAGAAUAUAUGGGGAAGCUACGAGUGCAGCUGUGGCGGCAGCAAUAUGCUGUACAUCAGAGAACAUGAUACGUGUAUCAGCAAACAUUCUACCUCGACAAUUGGCUGGGGCUUCCUAUGGGUUAUUUUCUUUGGCCUGGCCUUGGCUGGAGCAGGAGCAUAUGCCGUGUACAAAUAUAGGCUACGGAGCUACAUGGAUUCAGAGAUUCGCGCGAUCAUGGCUCAGUACAUGCCCCUGGAGAGCCAUGAAAUGCCGAGUCAACAGCGCCCGGUCGAGCACGCAGACAUCUGAAACAGCAAACCUUAAAAUGAAGCAAGCGUAAGAGCUAGGAAAUCGCGUCGGUGGCAGUCGCAGAGAAGUCGGCUCGGAGCUGCCCUUUGUGUGCAGAAUAUUGAUCCUCCAUACAGCCUACGAUUGGUUCUGAAGGACAGAGUAUCGAUGGAUAGACUGUUUUACUCCCCCUUUAUUUAUUUUUUUCUUUUCAGAAGAUUACAGGGCAGAUUAGGUUGUGUCACUGCAGUUUAGAAUUCAUUGGUAGUCAUCUCUCGAUUUUAUGGUCGUGUUCUGCAUUCCACAGUAAAUGUUGCCAUUCUGUAAAUACUGUCGUUCAGACUUGGGACAUAAUAUAGUAGUGUUUUGAUUGCCUGAAUAAAAAGGCCCGGAUCUGUUUCCAAAA